AAACUGGCCUACCUGCCAGCUCCUCUCCGCGCACAGCUUCUUCAAUUCCGCUGCCACCUCCAGCUCCACCGCAGCUCCACCACAGGCCAAGACCAUGGACGUCGGAGAGCACAAGCACAACUCCUCGCCCCAGGUGGGCGUGGUGCCCAACACCGACCCGGCGCUGGAUGUGUCCCACGAGCACGCCCACCAGCACCUGCACCACUCAGCGUUUGCAGAGAAGGGCCGCACCGACGAGAUCGUCUACUCCAAGGGCACUACCCAAGAGCCGCAGACGGUGCCUGAUGCGGACCCCAACGACGACUACCUGCGUCGUCGCCAUCAUGUCGCACCGGAGAAGGGCCAUCAUCCGGGUCAGGAGAAGGACAUCGAAGCAGGCAAUGUCGAGGAUGUCGAGGACAAGAACAGCUUGAGCCCCCGCGUUACCGAGGACCCCCAGAACCACCGCUUCGCGAAAUUCUACUCGCAAUGGAAGAUCGUCUUCCACGUGUUCCUGGGCAUGCUGUUUACCGGAUGGUGGAUUGCAAGCUUAAUCCUCCAUCGUCACAACAAGAACUGGAUCAUCCCAUUCCUCCUGUGGCUGGCCAUCAUGCUGCGACUGGUUUUCUUCUACGUGCCCAUCACCAUUGUGACAAAGCCAAUGCACUUCGUGUGGAAUAACACCAUGGCCCGACUUGUCUCCUUCAUCCCGGAGCGAAUGAGGAUACCCGGUGGCGCCCUUGGGACCAUUGCUGUCAUCAUUGUCGGCUCGUUCGCUAGCAAAGAGUCUGAGGACAACACCCGUGCCAAUCGUGCUGUCAGCUUGUUUGGCCUCGUCGUGUUCCUCUUCCUCUUCUGGGCUACCUCCAGGAACAGGAGCAAGAUUGUGUGGCACACCGUCAUCGUCGGCAUGCUCGUGCAGUUCAUCAUUGCGCUGUUUGUCCUGCGAACCAAGGCUGGUUACGACAUCUUCACAUUCGUUGCCACCCUGGCUCGCGAGCUCCUCGGUUUCGCUGAAGAUGGUGUGGUAUUCUUGACGGACGCAACGGUGCCUAAACUAGGCUGGUUCUUCACUGGUGUCGUUCCGGCCAUCAUUUUCUUCGUAUCCUUCGUCCAGCUGCUGUACUACUGGGGUGUGCUCCAAUGGUUCAUUGGCAAGUUCGCCGUCUUCUUCUUCUGGAGCAUGCGCGUGUCUGGUGCCGAGGCUGUUGUCGCGUCUGCCUCUCCUUUCAUCGGACAGGGAGAAUCCGCUAUGCUCAUCAAGCCGUUCGUUGCACAUCUCACCCAGGCAGAGCUGCACCAGGUCAUGGCUUCUGGGUUCGCCACCAUCUCCGGAAGUGUGCUGGUCGCAUAUAUUGGUCUCGGUAUCAAUCCCCAGGCUAUUAUCUCGUCUUGCGUGAUGAGUAUCCCCGCCUCCCUCGCCAUCAGCAAGCUCAGGUAUCCGGAAGAGGAAGAAACCCUCACCGCCGGCCGCGUCGUCAUUCCGGAUGACGACGAGCACCGUGCUGCCAACUCUCUCCAUGCGUUCGCCAACGGUGCGUGGUUGGGAUUGAAGAUUGGCGGCAUGAUUGUCGCCACCCUCCUGUGCAUCAUUGCCCUCCUCCAUCUCGUCGACGGCCUCCUCACCUGGUGGGGCCGCUACAUCAACCUCGACGGCGAGUACGAUCUGACUUUGGAACUCAUCCUCGGCUACGUCUGCUACCCGAUCGCCUUCUUGCUCGGUGUGUCCCGAGAACGCAAGGAUCUCCUCCUUGUCGGCCGUCUGAUCGGCAUCAAGGUCAUCGCCAACGAGUUCGUCGCCUUCAACAGCCUGCAGAACGACGUGGCCUACGCCACGCUCUCCUCGCGCUCUCGCCUCAUCGCUACGUACGCGGUCUGCGGGUUCGGCAACAUCGGCUCGCUCGGCACGCAGAUCGGUGUGCUCUCCCAGAUCUCCCCCGGCAGGAGUGGUGAUGUGUCGAGGCUCGCUGUCAGUGCGUUGAUUACCGGUGUCAUAUCGACCUUGUCGAGCGCGAGCAUUGCUGGGCUGCUUGUUACGGACCAGGCUGCGUUCACCAGUGUUCCUAAGAAUGAGACGAUGACAUAGUUAUGCGAUAUCCGAAUGAUUGAGGAGGCAUUUAAAAUCCAGAUUUAGCGGGUUCUGUAACACAUGAGUUAGACUUCAUUUACGCUUCUUGUUGUUGCUUGUGGU
Messenger RNA from Mytilinidion resinicola, 2170 nucleotides. RefSeq names its product H+/nucleoside cotransporter-like protein. Gene Ontology annotation, biological process: nucleoside transmembrane transport. The coding region runs from base 95 to 2065 and encodes 656 amino acids. Gene Ontology annotation, cellular component: membrane. The record is from RefSeq and is a predicted model, not a curated record. Gene Ontology annotation, molecular function: symporter activity; nucleoside transmembrane transporter activity. The transcript has 3 exons. NCBI's taxonomy places the organism in Eukaryota, Fungi, Ascomycota, Dothideomycetes, Mytilinidiales, Mytilinidiaceae.